Lactuca virosa is the source of this 1413-nucleotide messenger RNA. The record is from the annotation of a GenBank genome assembly. NCBI's taxonomy places the organism in Eukaryota, Viridiplantae, Streptophyta, Magnoliopsida, Asterales, Asteraceae.
CAGUUGGUUUAUAAAGUAGGAAAAACCCCAAUUGCAAUUGACGUCUGACGAUGACGACUGCGCUCUUCUCUCCUUUUACUUAACCGCAUGCCCUGCAGAAGUUUUCAUUCUCUAUCUCUCUAAUACACAUUACAAUUUACCUCUCAUUCCUCAAUAAUAGAUAUGGAAGGUGAUGCCGGGAUUACCAAUGACAGCCUUGCUGCUGCUACGGAUCGUGCCAGCCUCCUGUCUCCUCCGGCACCCCAACCUUCUUCAUGGAGACUCAACAUAGACCAUUUCCGUCUCCCACAAACCACCUCCUCCUCUAAUCCUAAUCCUAGUUCUACUUCUCUCGGUCGUUUUUCCGCUUUCCGCCGCCUCUUCAGCCGUACCCCAAGGAAACACGGAAAGGUUCAAGAGUACUAUAAGAAACAGGAAAGACUCCUUGAAGGUUUCAAUGAGAUGGAAACAAUAAACGAAUCAGGGUGUGUACCAGGAGCAUUAACAGAGGAUGAAAUAGAGAAUCUUGCUAAGAGUGAGAGAAUGGCAAUCUAUGUGUCAAACCUGGCUAAUUUGGUCCUUUUCAUUGCAAAAGUUUAUGCUUCUUUUGAGAGCAGAUCUCUAGCAGUCAUUGCAUCAACCUUGGAUUCACUCUUGGACUUGUUAUCCGGAUUUAUUUUAUGGUUUACUUCAUAUGCUAUGAGAAACCCUAAUCAGUAUCACUAUCCAAUCGGAAAGAAGAGGAUGCAGCCAGUUGGCAUUAUUGUUUUUGCUUCAGUAAUGGCAACUCUUGGGUUCCAGAUAUUGCUAGAGUCUGCCAGACAACUCAUUUCCAAGACAAUCCCGGACAUGAAUCGUGAUAAUGAGAAAUGGGUGAUUGGCAUCAUGGUGAGUGUGACGGUGAUCAAGUUUAUGCUGAUGGUCUAUUGCCGUAGAUUCGAAAAUGAACUUGUGAGGGCGUAUGCUCAGGACCAUUUGUUUGAUGUCAUCACCAAUUCCGUGGGAUUAGUUUCGACUGUCUUAGCUGUGCGCUAUAAGUGGUGGAUUGAUCCCGUUGGAGCUAUAACUAUAGCAGUCUAUACGAUUCAUAACUGGUCGGGAACGGUUAUCGAGAAUGUGGGGUCAUUGAUUGGGAGAUCGGCUCCACCGGAAUUUCUAACAAAAUUGACGUAUUUGGUAUGGAACCACCAUGAAGAAAUAAAGCAUAUUGACACAGUCAGAGCAUACACAAUUGGUUCUCAUUAUUUUGUGGAGGUAGACAUUGUGUUGCCAGAGGAUAUGCGGCUGAGCGAAGCUCAUAAUAUUGGUGAAAUGCUACAAGAAAAGCUUGAACAGCUGCCUCAAGUUGAGCGGGCAUUUGUUCAUACUGACUUUGAGUUCAGUCACAGGCCUGAACACAAACCCAAGGUAUGUGCGAAAAGCUCGGAUUCAUGA